AUGGCCUGGGUCAACAACCUCCCUAACCCCAGCGCUAGACUACUGGACAACUGGGCUUCGGAGAAUGAUUUCCACGUUCUUAAUGACCUUACAGUACCUACACGCAACGGAAAGAAAGGCCAAGCCGACUCAAUCAUCGACCUCACAUUGCUCAAUAGCAUCGCUGUUGAUGCUUUUGUGGAUUUCGACUGGACAUGCGAAGCCGAAGGAGCCAUGGGAUCUGAUCACAAUAUUAUUUCAUGGGCGAUAGGCGCACACGAUCAAACUGAUGCCGCAACGCACCCGAAACCUCCCCCUACCUUCACUAUCGAUCCCGAACUUGAGGAAGAAUGGACAAACGCUUUCGUAGCACACCUGUCCAACGAAAAUCUCCCCUCCCAACCCAAAACACCAAGCGAACUAGACUCCAUGGCAGUUGGCAUCCUCCAAGCAAUGGCGAACGCUACUGAGGACUCCAUGCCUAAGAAGAAACAAGGAGCAAAAAGCAGACGCUCUCCGUGGUGGAACUCCGAAUGUUCAAAGGCAUUGCGCGAUCUCAAACAUCCCCCCGACAACCGCUCUCGCGACGCCCGCCGUGCAUGCCUGCGGGGCGCUAUCAGACGCGCUCGUAAAUCUCACGCCGACCAAGUCUGCAAAGCUGCAUCCAUUGGAAAUGUAUUCCGAUUCACCAACUGGUACAAGGGCAAACGUCGAGCACCCCUCCCUCCGAUACGAUUUGGUGGAGGGCUGGUCACAGUGCCACAACAGAAAGCUAUCGCGCUGACCGAUAAAUUCUUCCCAAAAGCCACAUCCUCUCGGGUCUCCCUCGAACCCCUCGGGAUCCCCCAAGCCCCCGAAAGACCGUGGCACAAUAUCACUAAGGAGGAAAUAGAGACUGCACUCGCAAGCUCCUCCAACACUUCAUCACCCGGAGCCUUUGGAACCAACUACCGUCUAUUAAAAUGGGCUUUCUCAGUCAGGCCGAACCCCAUCCUUAAUCUGUACAACGGCUGUCUCACCCUUGGAUACCAUCCGUCCUGCCUCCGGAACGCGGUCAUAGCGGUCAUACCCAAGCCAAACCGCAGCAAUAUGUCUGAUCCCAAGUCCUACCGACCUAUUUCGCUCCUGGAGACCCUCUCAAAAUGCCUCGAGAAAGUGGUUACGCGUCGUCUUAUCUUUGAAGCUGGCAAAUUCGACCUUAUUCCUCAUUCACAAUUUGGCGGACGCGACAUGACCUCUUGUGCAGACGCCGGAUUGUGCCUCACGCACGACACGAGAACCCAAUGGGCCCUUGGGAACCAUGUCUCGCUACUCACGAUGGAUGUCUCUGGAUAUUUCAAUAAUGUUGACCACGCCAGGUUAAUUUUCACUUUGAAAAGACUGGGAUACGCGCACGAAAUCUGCCAGUGGAUCCAAUCCUACCUACUCGAGAGAACCGCGCAACCGAAAAUCGACGAAACUCUGUGCGACCCAAUCAACUUGCCCGCGGUCGGUAUCCCCCAGGGAUCCCCCCUCUCACCCAUAUUGUCAUCAAUUUACUCUAUUCCCCUCCUACGUGCAAUUCAAGAUCCCCAAGCUCUCACCUAUGCUUACGUCGACGAUUUCUCCAUUCUCGCCUUCUCCGACUCGCACGCUUCCAAUACCACAAUCCUUCAGAACAUUGCAAACACCGCCAACAACACUCUCAGAGCACUUGGACUAGAGUUUGAACUCCCAAAAUCCGACCUUAUUCACUUCACCUCUCGCAAACAACAACCAUCUAAUGCCCAAAUCACGCUCACACAUGACCUCGGCACUUCCGUAAUAACACCCAAAGUUGUGGUUCGCUGGUUGGGAUUCUACCUGGAUCAAAAACUUAAUUUCAAGGAGCAUGUACGCUACAUGGCCAACAAGGCGAACGCAAUUCUAGCUGGUCUCCGUAUGCUAGCUGACACUGUCAAGGGCAUGUCCAUGAGACACGCACGUAUCUUAUUCAUUGCGUGCGUCAGACCCAUUCUCACAUACGGCUCCCUCAUUUGGUUUCACGGUAACAACCAAAAAACAAUGAUCGACCCGAUACAAAAAGCCCAGAAUAUGGGGAUUAGGUGGCUCACCGGAGCAUUCAAAACCUCUCCAACGGACGCCCUACACCACCUCGCCUCCAUUCCUCCCAUCCACAUCUACCUCCAAAGACUCAACACAAACGCUGCCACCAAAUUGAGAGCCCUGCCCAGACACGCGGAAAUUAGCCGCCGCCUCCCUAAGGCCUGGGACUCCCAUGAUCCCACCUUACCACACCCCCCCGAGCCUAAACGUCGCCAGACAGCCGUCCCUUCCCCCAUCGUCCGACUAGCGGCACUGUCACACCCAGAAUCCGAAUUCCAAACCCCGUACCUUAACCCCCCCUGGGUCCCGGAAAAUCCCUUCCCCGGCAGACUUCAAUUCGCCUUCCCCCCUGCCGGCUCCCCAAAAGAUCGCCGAGCAAAGAUUGCGGAGAACGCCAACCGCCUGAUCGACGCACUCGCGCACGAGGGAACCCUGAUUGGAUUCUCCGACGGUUCAAAAGAGGUCCGUUCGGGAGUCCGGAAAGUAGGAGUUGGAUACAGCAUCGUAUGGAAGAAAGAGGAGGUCGCCAAAUUCAGCGGCGGCAUCGGCCCUCGCGCGGACAUAUUUGACGCCGAAAUGCUCGCGCUUGCGCUCAUUGUCCGCAGAUGCACGCGAUUUGCAAAGUCACACAAUAUUCUCAGAAUCCACAUCUUCUCGGACAACCUAGCCGCCGUACGCAUUAUCAACAAAUGCAGCCCCCAUGCCGCCCAAUACGCAUCAAUACUAUUCCGAAAAGAGGCCCACACAUUCCUUCAAGGCAACGCAAGGAGGUCAAUCGUGGUCCAAUGGAUCCCAGGCCACUCCAAAAUCGAAGGCAACGAACGUGCGGACAAACUGGCUAACGCAGGACUCGACUCCCGCCCCACGCCGUUCUUUAACCGGACCGCUACCUGGGCCAAAUGCCGCGCCACUCAACGCGCAGCCAAGUCAUGGGGACGCUUAUGGGCAGAACACCCCCACUCAAAAACGGUCCAAAAACACAUCCCACGUCCCCCGGCACUCAAAUUGCACCCAAUAUUCCAAAACCCCAGUAUCCCUCGAUCGGUGUCCUCCCGCCUCAUCCACGUCAUGACAGGCCACGGCUGCUUCGGCGAAUACAAGGCCAGAAUGCCUUUCAUUAACGGAAGCGCCAAGUGCCAAUGUGGCGACCCGAACCAAACCAUCCCCCACCUCCUGUUCCACUGCCCGCUUGCCGAAGACAGCCGCAAGCUCCUUUUCGAAGCGGCACCAGACCUCAACCCCGCAACCCUCUUCGGGACCCCCAAGGGAUUGGAAGCGGUCGCCAAAUUCAUCUACCAUUCCGGAAUUGGCCUAUAUAAAUAG
This is a messenger RNA of Rhizoctonia solani, 3387 nucleotides long. RefSeq names its product Reverse transcriptase from mobile element jockey protein. Lineage: Eukaryota; Fungi; Basidiomycota; Agaricomycetes; Cantharellales; Ceratobasidiaceae. The transcript is spliced from 2 exons. Gene Ontology annotation, molecular function: RNA-DNA hybrid ribonuclease activity; nucleic acid binding. The record is from RefSeq and is a predicted model, not a curated record. Bases 1 to 3387 code for a protein of 1128 amino acids.